CAGUGGCUUUUUUCAUGAAGUUUGGUGCCACGUAGUUAACCUAAAACACCGUUAUAGUAAAUAGUUUAUGAAUAUGAUUUAAGGAACCGAUUUGCAAACUUCGUGAGUACGUUUUGUAAAUUUAUUUCACACAAUGACAUUGUUUCCCAUUUGCUCGAUAUUAUCGUUUGUAAUUACGCUAACCCAUGGAGGCAAACUACCCGACCCUGAAGUGAAAAUAGAAGUAAUGCAAAAACCUCUCAUGUGUAACCGCAAGACGAAAUAUGGAGACAUGCUUCUUGUCCAUUACGAGGGAUACUUGCAGAGCAACGGCACCAUGUUCCACUCAAGCCGCCUAGAAGGGGAUAAAAAUCCAGUGUGGUUCACCCUCGGGACCAAAGACGUGCUCCUGGGCUGGGACAAGGGUCUCCAGAACAUGUGCACAGGAGAGCAGCGAAAACUGACCGUUCCUCCAUCUCUGGCCUAUGGGAAAGAAGAGAAAGGCAAGAUCCCACCGAGCAGCACCCUGGUUUUCGACAUUGAGCUCAUCGAUAUCCGCAAUGGCCCGAGGUCGCACGAUUCUUUCCGAGAGAUGGAUCUCAACGAUGACUGGAAGCUCUCGAAGGAGGAGGUGAAGGUGUACCUGCAGAAGGAGUUUGAGAAACACGGCUACUCGCCAAACGACACACAUAACGACGUGAUGGUGGAGGAUAUCUUCCAAAACGAGGAUGAGGAUAAAGACGGUUUCAUCUCUGCCAGAGAAUUCACUUAUCAACAUGAUGAACUGUGAAGGAUACAUUUCAUCAACACUCACCUGCUGAACAUGUAUUUUCACUUUUUAAUGUUUUGUCUUACCUCUAACCUUGGGUUAUCGACUUGAUUUUUGUGAACUGUAUUCAUGUGCUCAGGCAACAUGCACUGAAAAUGUCACUACAGAUGUAUUUAAAAUGGAAUAUUACCGUUUUU
Molecule: messenger RNA, 945 nt
Organism: Phycodurus eques (leafy seadragon)
Lineage: Eukaryota; Metazoa; Chordata; Actinopteri; Syngnathiformes; Syngnathidae
Gene: fkbp14
Product: FKBP prolyl isomerase 14
Exons: 4
Coding region: 134-769 (211 amino acids)
Molecular function (GO): peptidyl-prolyl cis-trans isomerase activity; calcium ion binding
Source: RefSeq, a predicted model, not a curated record